Molecule: messenger RNA, 1239 nt
Organism: Athalia rosae (coleseed sawfly)
Lineage: Eukaryota; Metazoa; Arthropoda; Insecta; Hymenoptera; Athaliidae
Product: metaxin-2
Exons: 3
Coding region: 135-926 (263 amino acids)
Biological process (GO): mitochondrion organization
Cellular component (GO): SAM complex
Source: RefSeq, a predicted model, not a curated record
UCGAUGUUGAGGAUAUCGAUGGUGGUACCGAUUCCAAUCGAAUCCGCUCUUCUGCUCUCUUGCAGGGUUUGAAAAUUUAAAAACCAUUUAUCAGAUUACGGGGUGAUCCCGUUGCCGUCAAAAUAAUUGUCAUAAUGCCAGACGUUUUACUCUCUGAUACAGUCGCUAUGGAGAUAGGAGCUCAAGAGCCUUGGCCCCAACCGAUAAAGUUAUAUCAACCGUACGAGGUGGAGCAAAUUCUGCUUCCGGACAAUGCAAACUGUCUAGCGGUCCAGGCAUACCUCAAAAUGUGUGGCUUAGAGUUCCAAAUUGAACCAAGAAGCAACGCCGAGUAUAUGUCCCCCUCCGGCAGGGUCCCUUUCAUAAAAUGUGGGGCUUUUGUUGUGGCGGACUUUGAUCCUAUAGUGAACAUGGUUAGUACCAGAGGAUCCAGUCUAUCUGGGAAUCUGGAGCCAACGGAUAAAGCAGAUAUGAGAGCGUACAUUUCUCUGGUCAACAACGUUCUCGUCAAUGCCGAACAGUACGUCUGUUGGGUAGACCCGGCGACUCUCAACUCUGUAACAAAACCUAGACACGGAAGCGUGUAUCCUUGGCCAUUGAACCACUUGUUAAACUGGCAGAAGAGAAAUCAGAUCGUUAAAAAACUGAGCGUAUUAGGAUGGUACAAUAAGACUCUAGACGAAGUAUUUGGCGAGGUGAAAAAUUGCUGUACCGCAUUGGCAGAGAGACUAGAAGGGAAAACGUACUUCUUUGGAGAUGACGGACCAAACGAACUGGACGCACUCGCAUUCGGACACAUAUUUACCAUCCUGACUACGCCAUUGCCGAACAACUCCCUGGCAAAUAUCGUCAAGAGUUAUCCGAUCCUCGUUGAUUUAUGCAAACGUAUAGAAGCCAGGUACUUCCAACGCACCGAGGACGAUUAAAAAAUAACUCCCUAUCGAUUUUCGAAAAACAAUAAAUAAAAACUAAUCAAAAUUACAUAGAACUUGAUACCCAGAGAUAUAUUAUUUCUAUAAUAUGGAUAUCCGAUAGCGUUGUAAAUAGUAUAAUUAGCGUAAUCAUAGCUUAGUGGGAUCGAGAGAGAUUGUUUCGGUCAUAAUUGUCUCUACUGAUUAGUCUAAUCCAAACAUCGCGCAAUAUUUAAACAAAAAAAAAACAAAUCAAUCGCAGCUUCUAUUUUAUUUAUUUUCUACGAUUAAAAUAUAUCAAAAACAAUAAAACUGGUACAUCAAUGAA